AUGGCUAGAGUGAUACUUGCGCUACUUGGAAUCCUUCAGAUUGCCCUUGCAGCCAAUAAAUGGAUAGUUCCAGGCGCUGUUUGGCGUGAUACUGACGGAAAUGUUCUUCACGCGCAUGCUGGAGGAAUUACUCAGGAUGGCGAUACGUGGUAUUGGUUCGGACAAAAUGAAGAGCAAGGAAAGCCUCUUUUCAGUGGUAUGAAUCACUGUUAUUCUUCCAAGGACCUUUUGAACUGGAAAAAUGAAGGGAUUGCGCUAGCUCCAGUUAACGGUACAGAAAUUGGGCCUGAACAAGUGGUCGAACGGCCCAAGGUAGUAUACAACGAGCCAACGAAGACAUGGGUGAUGUGGUUCCAUGCAGACAAUAGCUCGUACGGGCUCUUGGGACAAGGUGUAGCCACAAGCCCCAAUAUCACAGGUCCAUAUACUUUCCAGUAUACUCUUCGGCCUCUGGGAGAUUUCAGUCAAGAUAUUGGGCUCUUCCAGGAUGAUGACGGGAAGGUCUACACGCUUUAUAGUAAUGGUGACUCAGACCCUGCGCAUGACAAUAAGAUUACACUCUUGAACGAAAACUAUACGCAACCUCUGAAGGAAGUAUAUACUUUUUACGAUUUCGAUCUAGAGGCCCCAAAUAUCUUGCGAACUCCAAAUUUAUACUACAUUAUUAUGUCCCAUAAGACUGGCUAUCGUCCGAACAAUGUUGUUUAUUUCUCUGCGCAAAAUAUUUCUGGACCCUGGUCCAUCCAAAACUACAUCACACCUAUGGGAACUCGUGCGUUUAAUAGUCAAAGUACUUUCAACAUUAGAGUCAAGGGUUCAAAGCGCACGAGCUGGAUAUAUGCUGGUGAUCAGUGGGCUACCUCCCGAGAUCUCUACGAAAGCACAUACAUUUGGCUCCCUGUUGAAGUGGAUGACCGCACUGGCUCACUCAAAAUUACUUGGCACGACAUCUUUUCUAUCGACGUUAAAACUGGGAACUUCAUCUAUCCUACGGGCAAGACGUACGAGGCUGAGAAUGGAGCCGUCACUGGUUCUGCCUAUGCAACCCGAUGUCCUACCUGUUCCGGAAACAAGAUCGUAACUGGGAUUUCCGGCUCAAAUUCGACACUUACUAUCAGCGGGAUCAAGGGUAACGGCCGACCCCAAUGGGUAUCAUUCUACUAUCACAACCCCGAUGGCCUCUUUGGCGAUAACCGUGGUGUGAGUGGCCAGAGCUUCCAGCUUGCACGAUUCGCCUCCGUUUCCAUCAAUGGUGCAACGCCAGUAAGAAUGCGUCAGCGUGACACUAAUGCAGGGGUAAUCAUGACCCAAUCUUUGAACGUGACUUUCACGAAAGGGUCCAAUAACAAUAUCACGAUCGGAGGGUACAAUGGUGUAUCCCCGCUUUACACACGAACCUACCUCACUAUGGAUCGCGGAUCGGAACGUCGUCAAAAUUUUAAAAACAAGGCCGGUUUGAAGCAAGACGAGCUCCGUCGCCGCCGCGAGGAGCAACAGAUUGAAAUUCGCCGACAGAAGCGCGAUGAGAACAUUUCCAAGCGUCGUAACCUUGCAGUUGACGUUGGCCCCGAUUCAGACGAUGAGGCGGCGGAGGGAAGUGGCUGGCAAGCUGACCUUGCCAGUGCUAUGGUAUCAGACGUGUUUUCAACCGACCAAGACCGACAGCUCGAUGCCACCACCAAAUUCCGCAAGCUACUCUCCAAAGAGAAGAACCCUCCUAUUGAGAAAGUCAUUGAAUGCGGUGUUGUUCCUCGAUUCGUCGAAUUUUUGCGGGGAAACCAUUCGAUGCUACAGUUCGAAGCUGCAUGGGCGUUGACGAAUAUUGCCUCUGGAACCGCUGAUCACACACAAGUCGUUAUUUCUCAUGGUGCCGUUCCAGAGUUUAUCAACUUGCUCUCGUCUCCUGUCAUGGAUGUUCGUGAGCAAGCUGUUUGGGCCUUGGGUAAUAUCGCUGGUGACUCUCCCAAGUGUCGCGAUUAUGUUUUGCAACAAGGCGCACUUCGCCCAUUACUUGCCUUGCUCAGUGAGCACCACAAGCUCAGUAUGCUUCGUAACGCGACCUGGACUCUCAGCAACUUUUGCCGUGGCAAAAACCCUCAGCCUGACUGGGAUCUCAUUUCUCCUGCUCUAACAGUUUUGACUAAACUUAUCUAUUCGAUGGACGACGAAGUUCUGAUUGAUGCAUGCUGGGCGAUCUCAUACUUGUCUGACGGAUCGAAUGAUAAGAUCCAGGCGGUCAUUGAGUCGGGAGUAUGUAGGCGCUUGGUCGACCUCUUGAUGCACCCUUCUACUUCUGUCCAAACUCCGGCUCUGCGCUCAGUCGGCAACAUUGUUACUGGUGAUGAUCUCCAGACUCAAGUGGUAAUUGCAUCCGGUGCUCUUCCGGCCCUUUUGUCCCUUUUGUCGUCGCCCAAGGACGGCAUCCGAAAGGAGGCAUGCUGGACGAUCUCCAAUAUCACAGCUGGCUCCCCUCACCAGAUUCAAGCCGUGAUUGAGGCCAACAUCAUCCCUCCCCUUAUCAACAUCCUUCAGAACGCUGACUUCAAGACGAAAAAGGAAGCGUGCUGGGCGAUUUCUAACGCGACAUCAGGUGGUCUCCAGGAGCCAUCUCAGAUUCGCUAUCUCGUGUCGCAAGGAUGCAUCAAGCCGUUAUGUGAUCUUUUGACAAUGUCGGACAACAAGGUUAUUCAAGUUGCACUCGACGGCCUCGAUAAUGUUCUCAAGGUUGGCGAGAUGGAUAAGGAGGCAGCGGGCCCGGGUGCUGUGAACCAGUAUGCCAUCUAUGUCGAGGAGGCUGGUGGCAUGAUCACCAUUCACAACUUGCAGCAUCACGACAACUUGGAGAUCUACAAGAAGGCCUUCUUCAUUAUGGACAGGUACUUCCCUGACGAGGAGGAAGAGGAUGUUGCCGGCCACGUUGAUGAGGCGAGCACCUUUGCAUACAACACCGACGUCGCUGCUCCGCAAGGUGGUUUCAAUUUUGGCCAGCAAUAG
This is a messenger RNA of Rhizoctonia solani, 2994 nucleotides long. Its product is annotated as glycoside hydrolase family 43 protein. Gene Ontology annotation, cellular component: nucleus; nucleoplasm. Gene Ontology annotation, molecular function: protein binding; hydrolase activity, hydrolyzing O-glycosyl compounds; nuclear import signal receptor activity. The coding region runs from base 1 to 2994 and encodes 997 amino acids. Lineage: Eukaryota; Fungi; Basidiomycota; Agaricomycetes; Cantharellales; Ceratobasidiaceae. Gene Ontology annotation, biological process: NLS-bearing protein import into nucleus; carbohydrate metabolic process. The record is from RefSeq and is a predicted model, not a curated record. The transcript has 19 exons.